Molecule: messenger RNA, 2263 nt
Organism: Closterium sp. Naga37s-1
Lineage: Eukaryota; Viridiplantae; Streptophyta; Zygnematophyceae; Desmidiales; Closteriaceae
Source: the annotation of a GenBank genome assembly
GGCUCUCUAUCGGAGCGUGUGCACGCGGUGUGCGCGGCGUAUGCGCUGACGGCGCUCACUAACAAGCCCACGCUCGCCCUCUGGCCCGCCGACCACCACCUGCCCGCCACCACCUUCCGCCACCUCUUUUCCGCCCCCCCCGCGCCCAACAGCAGCCGCAGUAGCAGCAGCGGAGGGGAGGGGGCGGAGGGGUGGGGAGUGAGCGGGGGGGAGGGCGGGGUGUGGGUGCGCGACCUGCCUGUGCGCAGCGACGCGCUGAAGGCGCAACUGGCCUCCACGCCGCAGCAGCAGGUGAGGCAUGAGGGCGGUGCGGGGCAGGUGGUGCUGCGGCCAUGCAGGGGCAGGUCGUCCUCCCGCUCCCUGCCUCCUCCCCCGCACCUCUUCCUCGCACCCCACUCUGCUGCUGCUCAACCUCACACCCCACACGCACCGCCAGCACAUGGAGUAGAAGCAGCAGCAGCAGGGGCGGCGGAGGGCGAGGGAGGGGGGGCGGGUCUGUUCCUGGGGGGCCAGGGCGAAGGCGCAAGGGCGGCGCAAGGGAGGGUGGAGGUGGAGGGGUGCGAGUAUGAGCGGCGGGUGGACGAGUGUCUGGGCGCCCUGGAGCCGUCCCCGUUGGUGGCGGCGCUGGUGCUCAGGGAGGACGUGCACCGCCUCGCCACCUCCACUGCCUUCUAUGUUGAUGUGCGGGACUUCAUGCUGCCACGCUCUUGCAUGCUGCACCAUGCACCCCCUCUCGGCCCCUCAGGCUGUGCGGGGUGCAGCGAGGAGUCGGAGUAUUCGCCCCCCAUGUGCGCCAUGCGCCGCAUCGCCAUGACCUACCUGGCCGACCGCGCUGUCUCCUUCACCCUCGCCGCCCACUCGCCCGCCCACGUGCCCCAAAUCAUGGACUACUUCCCCCCCGCCCGCUCCCCGCUCCUGCUCCAAGCCACCCAAUCGCGCAUUGCCACGUGUCAGCUGGAGGAGGAGGUUGAGGUGGAGGAGGGAGAGGGAGGGGAGAAGGUGGGGAGUGGGGAGGAGGAUGUGGUGGGGGGAGAGGUGUUGAGGGAAGGGGAGGGGAUGGGGCAGGAGGGGGAGAGGAGGGAAGGGGGAGGGUUGCGAAGGAGGAGAGUGAGAAGAGUGGUUCGGAGAUUGGAGGUGUCUGAUGAGACUCUGAUGCGCAGCGCCUUAGAGCUGACUUCCCCCGUCCCCCCCUCGUCCCGCCCAUGUUCUCCUUCCACAGCUAUCGGAGCUCGUCCCGCCCAUGUUCUCCUUCCACAGCUAUCGGAGCUCGUCCCGCCCAUGUUCUCCUUCCACAGCUAUCGGAGCUCGUCCCGCCCAUGUUCUCCUUCCACAGCUAUCGGAGCUCGUCCCGCCCAUGUUCUCCUUCCACAGCUAUCGGAGCUCGUCCCGCCCAUGUUCUCCUUCCACAGCUAUCGGAGCUCGUCCCGCCCAUGUUCUCCUUCCACAGCUAUCGGAGCUCGUCCCGCCCAUGUUCUCCUUCCACAGCUAUCGGAGCUCGUCCCGCCCAUGUUCUCCUUCCACAGCUAUCGGAGCUCGUCCCGCCCAUGUUCUCCUUCCACAGCUAUCGGAGCUCGUCCCGCCCAUGUUCUCCUUCCACAGCUAUCGGAGCUCGUCCCGCCCAUGUUCUCCUUCCACAGCUAUCGGAGCUCGUCCCGCCCAUGUUCUCCUUCCACAGCUAUCGGAGCUCGUCCCGCCCAUGUUCUCCUUCCACAGCUAUCGGAGCUCGUCCCGCCCAUGUUCUCCUUCCACAGCUAUCGGAGCUCGUCCCGCCCAUGUUCUCCUUCCACAGCUAUCGGAGCUCGUCCCGCCCAUGUUCUCCUUCCACAGCUAUCGGAGCUCGUCCCGCCCAUGUUCUCCUUCCACAGCUAUCGGAGCUCGUCCCGCCCAUGUUCUCCUUCCACAGCUAUCGGAGCUCGUCCCGCCCAUGUUCUCCUUCCACAGCUAUCGGAGCUCGUCCCGCCCAUGUUCUCCUUCCACAGCUAUCGGAGCUCGUCCCGCCCAUGUUCUCCUUCCACAGCUAUCGGAGCUCGUCCCGCCCAUGUUCUCCUUCCACAGCUAUCGGAGCUCGUCCCGCCCAUGUUCUCCUUCCACAGCUAUCGGAGCUCGUCCCGCCCAUGUUCUCCUUCCACAGCUAUCGGAGCUCUUCUCAUUGAACCUAGCAGGGGCGCUGGUCGACAGCAGCGCCCUCCCCCCUCCUUCCCUCAAUUCCCUCAUCCCCCCCCUCCACUGCUCCCCUUUCCUUUCCCUUCCCCGCCUCCCAUAG